CGUUUCUCUCCGUCCGUCGUGAGGCUGGCUGCUCCUGUGUGCCAAUCUCGUCGUGAUCACUCAUCCUUUCAACCACGACGAAGCCGAUUCCCAUCUCAUCGCAACCCCCGACGACAUCAUCCCAAAAACCCAUACCAUCGUAGCAGAGGUGCUCUUCUGGAAAGGCAGCGCGCUCGACCACCCCUCGCCCUUAUUACACACGCUCUUUUCUUUCCACCUCAACUAUGACCGACUCGAAUAAGACGUCACCUCGCGCAGACUCGACAGAGGACCUCGAUGCCAGGCUGUCCUUCAUGGGCUCGUCAGCCUUAGGUGGCGAAGAUGUCAACGACGCCAAUGAUCGCUCACAAGAUACUCGACGUACAGGCACAUUCGACUCGCUCGCACCACCAGUAGCAAAGCAUGAUCCGACACGCAGAGCGCCUUCACCUCGAGCACCAUCGCCUUCGGUAGGCACCAUUGGAGGACAUCGUUCGCCUGCGCUGCAAGCUUCCCCGGACAAGGCUGUACCAGCGACAAAUGACUUUGGCGGCCUGGCUUCGACAUCACCCAGAUCAACGCUCUCCCUUGGUUUUGGCUUUGGGGGCGACAGCAACGAUGCCAGCGGCGCAUUCAAUCACUUUCACGCAUUCCGCUCCUCGUCUCCCUCCUUUGCGUCUGCUCUUUCCCAUCAGAGCAAUGGUCGGCGGUCACCAUGGGAGGAGCGACCACUCCCUGGCAUGCAUCAAGUAAUCGAUCCCAGGCCCAAUGGCGGCACUGCUUCGCCUGCUGAGCGUCCUGCCAGUCGCCUCGACUUCAGCAAGCUUCAGCAGCGCAGCCAGGCGGCCGCAGCCGCAGCGGCAGCUGCCAAAGCAUCUCCAAGUCACCGUGGUCCAACCGGCUUGGCAGGCCCGGCUACCGUCAAUGACCAGCCGCUCCUCGUGCAGCCUCGUCCGGGCUUCCCUGGAAGAACGUUCUCGGACGGCAGCGCGGGUGCUGCGAGCAUCGCAAGCGUGCCCACGAACGUCGAUCAGAUGACCCUCUUCAGCCCUUCGGCGGGCACGGGUGUGACCUCGGCCGGUAUGGGUGGAGUGGGUAACAUGGACAAUCAUGGCUUCCCGCUCAAGACGUCUCCAGAAGGAUACCCGUUUCCGGCCACGCAGCAACCGCCCGCCGUUCCCGCCUACGCCGCCACCUCUGCAUCGCAGUCCAUCGAUCGAUUUAACCAUAACAGCUCCCGAGCAUCCCACAGGAGCGUCGGACGUCCUAUGUCGCCGCCGAGACAUGACGGACAGUCGCGCUUCCGGGUCAGCUCGUCUGGGCAAACCCCUUCAGCUAUGGCAGAUCAGGAGCCGCAGCGCCGCCUGGCGAGCAUCGAGGCGGCCAUGGACGAAAUGACGCGCGGGCUCACGUCGGUGGCUCGUAACGUGGGCUGGUUGAUGGAGCGUGAGAGGGAGAGGGAGCGCCAGGGCAAUGCGAGCAGUGUGGGCUCACAAUUGCAGGGCGCCCCCGGCAACACAGACGAUUUGAGGGCACUUGGACAGCAGGUCAAUGUGCUCAGCAACAGCGUGCAGCAGUUGAUGACGAUCACAACGCAGCAGCAGCGCAGUGGAGGGCCAGGUCGAGGUGGGCUUGGCGGCGCGAACAACAGUCUUGCCGGCCUGGGUCUGAACAAUGGGCAUGGCAAUGGUACAACCCAGCAGCAGGGCCUCGCUCAGCAGGCGCCAUAUAUUGCCGCGCCGCAGCUGUCUCUCGGCAGCUUUGCAGGCACGGCGACGACGGGCAUGAGUCCUAGCGGGUAUGAGGGGGCGGCGUCGCCUGGCUGGAAUGGAGGAGGUCCUACAGGGCCCAUUGACUAUCGUGGCCCAUCGCCCCGCCCUGGUGGGUCAAACAUGCGGCCAGGCUCGAGGAGCAAUUGGGGCAACGAACAGCGCGGUGGCGGCGGCGGCGGCGAUCGAAGGUGGCCCUCGAACAUGCAGCAGCAGCAGCAGCAGCAGCAGCAGCAGCAGCCAUCUCACACUCAGCAGCAGCAUGCCCUUCAUCCCUCGGCUCUCGUUAGGAGGGAGAGUAUGAGCGGCGUCGGGGGCAGCUCCCUGGACCCUCAAGCCGCGCUCGGCGGUGCGAUGGCCCCUCCCGAGGCCAACGUCGUCGUGACCAAGUGGGACCAUCUCAAUCUCCAGCCGGAUCUACUUCGGUCGGUGCUCAAGUACGGGCUUGGUCCACCGAAUAAAAUUCAGCAACGCGCACUGCCCUUCCUGCUGCGUGGCUCGGACAUCAUUGCACAAGCCCCGCCCACGCAAGAGCGCAUCGCAUCGUACGUCAUCCCAUCGCUACAGACAGUGCUCAACACUCUGCGCAGCCCACCGCUCGCCGCUUCACCAGCAGCACAGACGGCUGGCCCCUUCGUGAUCAUGGUGACCACAACGGUGGAUCAAGCUACACAAGCUCAGCGCAUGGCUCUCGGACUUGGCGGAACUUUAGGCGUGCGAGUACACAUCUCUGCCGGCAUUGGCCCCGAUCCACUCAGCGACGCUCAGGCCGUCCUCCAGACUCGGCCGCACAUCAUUGUUGGCACGCCAUCGCGCAUGUCCGAGCUGAUGACGUGCCUGGCCAAGCAGGCUAAUCUGAGCGAUGUGCGCAUGGUAGUGCUAGACGAGGUCGAUCAGAUGAUUGCGCGCAACCUCAGUGACCAUAUCAGCACGCUCCUGCGCGUUCUUCCCUCGCCUAUCGGCAACUCUCCCCUUCACUCUGGCCUUCCUCCAUCUUCAUCAGGCCCUACAUCGCCUUUCGGCUCCCCAACAGCUGCGACAGAGAGGCAGACGGCCAUCUUCUCUAACACGGUACCGCAGGAUGUCAUCAACUUUGCGCAGAGCAUCCAUUUACGGGAGAGCGUGCGUGUACUCGUCCGCCGAGAAGGCACAACGGUCACGCAGCAUCCGGCCAGCAAUGCUGGUGGAGGCUCCGGCGGCAGUCGAGGUGGCGACGGCUCUCAUGCCAACCGCUCGACUCCUUCAAACGCUCUCGGCUCGACGCAGACCCACACUCUCGCCCGUCAAACGGCUCCCGAUCCGACCCUCGUCGCCUUGCAGGGCCUCCGUCAGUACUACCUCUACAUCGCCGUCUCAGACACCAAGUCUGCCUCGUCGACCAGUAGUGAGAUGAAGCUCGAUGUCAUUGCCGACCUACUAGAGGACAUGGAAUUCCAGCAAUGCGUGCUCUACGUCGGCUCACCCGGCGCGCUCGAGGCAGUGACGUACAAGCUGGCCACGCGCGGUAUUGAAGCCCUGGCCCUGCAUCGCGAUAUGGCGCAAGCUACUCGCCAGCAGAUCUUGGCCAACUUCCGCAGCCCGAUGAGCUCCUUCGGUCCGCAGAGAGGUAGCCAGGCGGGCAGUGCUUUGCACCGAGCUGGAGCAGGAGGCAAGCAACAGCGCAAAGCCCUCAUCUCCUUUGACACCCCCGUCCUCCCGCGUGAGGUGCAUCAAGUGCCUCUUCUCCUCUUCUACGACCUGCCACGCUCAGUCGAGGAGUACAAGGAGAAGCUCUCCUGCGGCGCCGGAGCUGGGAGCAUGGCGCGUCCCUCUGUCUGCAUCAACGUGGUCACAGCUGCUACGGUGCGCGGUGCUGCGGGCGGAGAUGUAGAGAUGUUGAAGACGCUGGAGGCGCAUCUGGGCUGCAAGAUGGCAGAGCUGCCGUUGGAUGCUAAGUCGAUUCUCAACUUGUGAGAGGAGGCGGGUAGCAGCGACGAUGAGACCUGAGGGGGCGAGCGACCCUCCCGGAUGGACUGCGGCAACAACACGAUCGCUCCUUUGCAUUCCUUCCACCUCCAUUCUCCUCCUUGCUCUUUCCUUUCCGCUCAUCCUGUAUCGCCGGUCCAUUCGAGACUUUACCUCAUCUCUGCGUUCGGCUACUCGGCACACUCUUCAGCAUCAUCACACUGUUUUCCUAGUCUGUCUCAUCGUUACCUACACUCUCUUCGUCCAUCGCGUUUUUGCCGCUCUCCAGCUGUAGCUCAAUUGGCCUCCUUAUACGUCGCAUCUAUUCAUCUACCAAUGCACAGUUUCAUCUGCUCAAGGGUCGAUGAGAGGCAGUGUCGUGCGAUUCCAUUGCGUAGUAUGUGUGUAUGACAUGCCAACCAAUAGACUUUACGCAACCGAAUGACAU
Messenger RNA from Jaminaea rosea, 4140 nucleotides. RefSeq lists its product as hypothetical. The transcript has a single exon. NCBI's taxonomy places the organism in Eukaryota, Fungi, Basidiomycota, Exobasidiomycetes, Microstromatales. The coding region runs from base 225 to 3701 and encodes 1158 amino acids. Gene Ontology annotation, molecular function: ATP binding; translation initiation factor activity. Gene Ontology annotation, cellular component: cytoplasmic stress granule. Gene Ontology annotation, biological process: cytoplasmic translational initiation. The record is from RefSeq and is a predicted model, not a curated record.